Messenger RNA from Hypoxylon trugodes, 2997 nucleotides. RefSeq lists its product as uncharacterized. The record is from RefSeq and is a predicted model, not a curated record. Gene Ontology annotation, cellular component: nucleus. The transcript is spliced from 3 exons. Gene Ontology annotation, biological process: positive regulation of transcription by RNA polymerase II. Gene Ontology annotation, molecular function: DNA-binding transcription factor activity, RNA polymerase II-specific; transcription cis-regulatory region binding; zinc ion binding. The coding region runs from base 490 to 2700 and encodes 736 amino acids. NCBI's taxonomy places the organism in Eukaryota, Fungi, Ascomycota, Sordariomycetes, Xylariales, Hypoxylaceae.
CUCUUCCCACCAUUCUAUGUCCCGUCUUCAAUAACAAUUACCCAUCCGUCUUUGGAAAGUAGGCGAAUACUGCAUGUUAAUCUACGCCAGUGAAAUCGCCGUUGCCAGCAAAGAGUCGUGUCUGACCGUCCCCCACGUGCCGGGUGUCGACUAUAGCCGAAGAUUCCAAAGACAUCCUAGACUUAACUGAUCGUCGUCUACUCCUCCCCGUCCUGAUAACUUCGUGCAUUUGGGGAUUUGUCUAACGUAGUCCUGGCGGCUUACGACGUCGCUCCGUCGAACGUCCUCGUAACGGGCUACCUACUCGGCGCGCCUGCGCCAUUGACGCAACACUAUGCAGAGCAGCAGUUUUCGCCGCCGUGUAUCGUUGAUAGCGGCUUCCCAAACGACCAGUUCUACCACCCCCCUUCGAAGCGGCAGAGGCUCGUUAGCCCUAAUUCGCCUAACUCGAAGAAGCACGAUUCAGUUAAGUCUGGGACGGCCGCCGAUAUGACUUCUUCAGAAACGGUGCCCGUUAAAAGCAGACGGGUGAGAACAGGUUGUUUGACUUGUAGAGAGAGGCACCUCAAAUGCGAUGAAGGUACUCCGGACUGCUUGAACUGCCGGAAGAGUAAUAGGGAGUGCAGACGUGGUGUACGGCUCAAUUUUAUUGAUAUGACUUGCAAAGAACCACCCUACAUACCUUUGACGGAUGAAUGGGCAGUACAAUUCCAAGACGAGUCGCGGAUGAUUGCUUCGGAAUAUCGAGGGGGGUUAGGAAGAUAUGCCAACUUCGAUACUCAGGGCCCUACUCCUCCACGGGAAUCCAAUCUUGACUCUAUUCCUCAACUGCACUUACGCGCUGUCGACAAUGUAGAGUCACAAAGCCGGGUAGAGCAUGUGUCUGUAACAAUGAUGUCAACACCACAACCAAUUUACUAUAGCGAUCGGGGCCAAACACACAUGGAUCUCGUUGCUGAGAGUCAAUUGCAUUCGCGGAGGAGCAGCAAUGCUUCUUUCAUGGCGCCUUUAGGUUCUGCGCAUUCGUCAGCAUACGGCAACACAGUGGCAGAUUCUUUUGGCCCCACCAAGGUAGAAAUUAGUCGCGCUCCAUCGCACAGCGGGUACAGAGGCAGUGAUGUGUCAACCACCUCUAUAGCCGGCUUCACCGGCGUCGGGCCACCGUCCACAUUCAGGGGAGGCUCAGGGGAUAGCAAUAUGGAACCAAAUAUCGACGUGGGGGUCAUGACACCUUCAAGUGAGAAGGCAGGGGAACGAGAUUAUCUCAACUCGCCCGAAGAGCUACGGUUCAUGCAGGUAUUUGUUUCGGAAGUUGGCAUUUGGAUGGAUAGUCUUGACAAGGAGAAGCAUUUCUCGCGCUUGAUCCCUUAUCACGCUCUAAAAUGCCCCAUGCUCCUAAAUGCGUUACUCGCAUGCGGAGUCAAACAUCUAACCCUCACACAGCAAUACGGCGAUGACAAGGCACUCUUUUACUACGACACGGCGACGACGCAGCUCUUGCGCAGUCUACAGAACCCGGAACGGAACACUGCUGAAUGCGCAACCACCGCUGUAGUGCUCAACGUGUAUGAAAUCAUGAGUGAAAAGCCAACACAGCGCAUGAGCCAUAUUGCGGGCGCACGAGCGCUCAUUCGUGAGUGUGGGUGGAACGCCAAGAGCAAAGGUCUAGGUGCCGCUUGCUUUUGGUUGAAUGUUGGCAUGGAGCUUCUCUCAUGUCUCGCAUUCAACUGGCAAACGGCGUGGGAGCCUGACCAGUGGGGGGUUGACAUGGACUUUAACACCGAAAAGGACACUGGCAACGAAGAAAUCUGGGUUCACCGUAUCUUCUACAUCGUGGCCAAAAUCGCCAAUUUCCGCGCUAGCAUCCCCAAGUUCCAGGAGCCUAGUCCACACGACGAACAAGUCCGAUUGCAAGCCAGAUAUGCGGAGUGGCAACGCCUCAAGAACAUGUGUGACAACUGGAACAAUUCCUGUCCCCGUCCUAUGCACCCUUUCGGCUAUUUGCACCCUUCCCAGCAGACUGGCUCUAAUAAGUCACUGUUUCCUAACAUCUGGCUCAUUAAGCGUGCCGCCAUUGUUGGCAGACUUUACUACCACACAGCGCAAUGUCUGCUGGCGCAGAUCAAUCCGAUCCUUCCUAAGGAUUCCGAGGAGGCGCGCGGGGUUCAGCAACACCACGCCCAUCAAGUCUGUGGUCUGGCUUGUCACACCAAAGAUCGUGGCGUCGCUAGUGUCUCGAUCCGAUCUCUAGCGAUAGUGGCCGAAAUCUUGACGGAUAUCGAAGAGCAGCAAGAAGUCGUGGCAACCCUGGAAAGGAUUGAUCAUGAGACAGGUUGGAAACUAGCGGGUGUCAUCCAGAACCUCAAGAAGAUUUGGGGGUGGGAGAGGAUGGGCCAAAAGGGACUCGCGGCGCAAUUCCUGCCCCGGGCUAACAACAACAAUAAGGCGCCGAUAGGGCUGGCCAAGCAUCAAGAGCAAAUGGAGUCCAGACAAAAUCCUCAAACAGCCACCCCCCCACAGCAGCAGAUGAUGACCAAGGUUUCCUCGCAGCCAGCCCCUCAACAACUAGCAGCACCGCGGCCGUUGCACAUGAAUCCUUUGAGUUUUGCCGAUUUCAGUCUUCCGAAUCAUCCAUACCAGAAUUGGUACGAACCACCAAGUCGGUCAAACACCGCCUAUAACUCUCAGGGUCUCCUCUGAGUUACACAAAAACGAGUAAAAAAAACGUAAAAAUUUCCAGCGAUAUUGUAUAUAAAACAUUUUUACGGGUCAAUAAAAAGAAGGAGUGUUGUUUUUUUUUCAUCUGGGGUUGAAUCUUGGAAUGUUAUUGAUACCUCCGAAGGCGGCAUGUGCGGUUUUUUCUAUAUUUAUUUUCGCAUCUACCUCCCUCGGCUGUAUAUCUCUUUCACCGGGCGGAGUACAACAUCACAGCACCGAUGGACGGUGCUUGGAACCUGUAUGUAGAAAAGAUCAGAGCAAAUCGGGUCGGGUCGGAAG